AUGCUGGGCGACUCCUGUGUGGACUUGGGCCAGGGCUUCCCCAACUACGAUCCUCCCGACUUCGUCGUGCAGGCUCUUCGCGACGAGCUGGAUGGCACGGGCAAGGGCAAGGUUCGCACCCGCCACCAGUACACCAGGACGGCAGGGCACGUGCCUCUGGUGGAGGUCUUGGCUGAGCGGUACAGCGGCCACCUAGGUCGGCCGCUGGAUGCCCUCAAGGAGGUCGCUGUUACAGUGGGCGCCACGAAUGCUCUCUUUCUCGCGAUGCAGGCGGCCUUGUCGCGGUCUCCCGAAGCGAGAGAGAUCGUCGCCCUGGAGCCUUUCUUCGAGCUUUACCGUUCCCAGGCGCACGGCUUGGGAGCCGACUUCCGCAGUGUUCCGCUACGUUUCGACGAGGCCAAGCAUUCUUUCGAGCUGGAUAUCGAGGCCCUGGCAUCGUCCUUGGGCCCGCAGACGGCGGCCUUGAUCGUCAACACGCCGCACAAUCCCACUGGCAAGGCCUUCGAAGAGUCCGAGCUGGAGGCCAUCGCCGAGUUGGUGCGCCAACAUCCCAACAUCCUGGUGAUCAGCGAUGAGGUCUACAAGUACAUGAUCUUUGACCCGCCACCCAGCGGGCUGGCGAAAGCUAAGGACAUGCCAGCAGGCCACAUCCAUUUCGCCCGGCUUCCGGACAUGUGGGAAAGAACGCUGACCGUGGCAGCCUUGGGGUGA
This is a messenger RNA of Symbiodinium sp. CCMP2592, 711 nucleotides long. Lineage: Eukaryota; Dinophyceae; Suessiales; Symbiodiniaceae. The record is from the annotation of a GenBank genome assembly.